Alligator sinensis (Chinese alligator) is the source of this 2141-nucleotide messenger RNA. RefSeq names its product zinc finger CCHC-type containing 17 (gene ZCCHC17). Gene Ontology annotation, biological process: RNA stabilization. The record is from RefSeq and is a predicted model, not a curated record. Gene Ontology annotation, molecular function: zinc ion binding; RNA binding. The coding region runs from base 192 to 1175 and encodes 327 amino acids. The transcript is spliced from 9 exons. Lineage: Eukaryota; Metazoa; Chordata; Crocodylia; Alligatoridae.
GCGCUCAAGCCCCCAGUGGCAAGGAGGGGGGAGCAACGGGGACGCCGAUUGGCUGCGCCGGGGGCCGCCCCGCACCAUGCCGCGUGGUGAUAGGUGGGAGCGUCGCACAGCGCGAGGCUGUGCGCAAGAUGGUGGCGGCGGAGUACCGGGUUAUGAAUGUGGUCGCUCCACAGAGGAAUACCAUCUACUGAAUGAAACUGAAGUCAGAUGGAAGAAUAGGAAUGAAUUUUGGAGUGCAUACUUCUGAGAGAACUUCCCUAAUGAAGUCUGUGAGAUUUGAGACAAUGGAGACAUUGCCUGAACUCUAUGAAAUUUUCCAAGGAGAGAAUACUCUAUUAACCGGAUUUUCCAGUUGGCUGGGAGAAUGGGGCGGGGGAAGCUUGCACGUGGUGGCUGCCACCGCCCCUCACCACCCUGUGCUGCCACCGCUCUGCAUCUGGCUGAAACAUCCACCCUGCGCUGCUGCUGCUCUGUGUCCAGCCGAAAACCGUUGGCGUCAGGUUGCUACUGUAACAGAAUAUGGAGCAUUUAUAAAAAUUCCAGGCUGCAGAAAACAAGGUCUUGUUCAUAAAACCCACAUGUCAUCCUGCCAUGUGGAUAAGCCCUCAGAGAUGGUGGAUGUUGGAGACAAAGUAUGGGUGAAACUUAUUGGAAAAGAGAUGAAAGACGACAAGUUGAAGCUGUCUCUUUCUAUGAAGGUUGUCAACCAAGGAACAGGAAAGGACCUAGACCCAAACAAUGUUUCCCUUGAUCAAGAUGAACGGAAGAAACGUUCAUUCAGAGACUACACUAGUCAAAAGAUCACCCUUGAAGCUGUUUUGAACACCACUUGCAAGAAGUGUGGCUGCAAAGGUCAUUUUGCCAAAGAAUGUUUCAUGCAGCCUGGAGGGACCAAGUACAGUCUGAUUCCAGAAGAGGAAGAAGCAGCAGAAGAAUGUGAAGGAGAUAAAAAGCUCAGUCAGCCUGACAGUUCUUCAAAGAAAAGAAAAAAGGAAAAGAAGAAGAAAAAGAAACACAAGAGCAAGGAGUCCUCUGAUUCCAACAGUUCAAAUAGCUCUGACUCGGACAGCGAUGGGGCUCAGCCAGCCAGCAAGAGGGCCAAGCAUUCAGAGAAAGCUAGCAAGUCUCAGAAGAAGAAGAAAAAGAAGAAGCAUAAGAAAAAGCACAAAGAGUGAAAGGGUGGUCUCUAGCAAGGGACCUUGGCAUGGUGAACUCCCUGUCUCCCUGCUCUAGCCUUCUGGAGUAAGCUGCCAGAGAGAGCAGAACUCAGUUGAUACCUGCUUGUUCUAAGGACAAGGGAUUUUGUUCUACUCAAAGCAGUAUGCAGUUGUUGAUGUUAAAGAUGCUGACAUUGAAAUUAAUUAUCCACUAUUAAGCUAGAAGUGAGCUGCCAUUUUCUCCCACUGAGGGGCUGAUGGGUGUGCCUGCCAAAAUACAUUGAUUACACCCAUUCAUCAGCAACUCUCAUCCUGUAGCUUUAAGGUCCUUUGGGUUAGCUGCCAAUGGUACACUCAGUUUCUCUGGAACAGCCUUGGACCACCUGUCAGGAGUAUGCAUGAUAUCAGUGCUAUAUCCAGUUGCCUGUGAAUAGAUGGAGCUAUGCCAUUCAGGUUUGGUCUCUCCAACCAGUCCCUUCAGAGCAUUUGAGGGGGAGCCAUUUCACAUCUUCUGAGCUGAUUGUCUAGUGGAACCUCCUCCCUGCUGAUGCUUGCAUAGCAGUCACCUCUCUGCAUAUCAGGCCUUCUCUGCACACUGGGAUUGUAUCAUAAUAAUUGUGCAGUUAGGGCUCCGAUUCAGCUGCUGAUAGAACAACUGCUAGUGUGCACACAGUUUACUGGCAUAAAUAUCCUUUAUAUGCUAGAGCUCGUUUCCAUUCCCAUAGAGAAAUGGCUUUCCUUAUACAAGGCACUGGUAUAACUGCACCUGUUCUACAGGGGCUGAACUAUCUAUAUUACUAUACUUAAAAUGGUAUGGCUUUUAUGCGAGUCCAGCCCACGGUGUCAUCUCCUCUGCCUGUAAGCAAUAGCAGUGAGAUGGUGGCAAUCAACUAAAUUAUGCUGAAGAGAGACUUGCAGUAAAUGUUAAUUGUGUUGGUACUGUUAGCUAUGUACAUUAUAAAAAAUACAUAAAUCUCUAAACUA